CCCGUGCGCGUCGCGCGCGCGAACGCUCCGCCCCCAGCCCGCUGCUCCCGGAGCUGCCGCGGCGAGGACCAUGCAGCUGCCGAACAUCCUGCUCACGGGUACUCCGGGUGUUGGAAAAACCACGCUGGGCAAAGAACUUGCAUCAAGAGCAGGACUGAAAUACGUUAAUGUGGGUGAUUUAGCUCGAGAAGGGCAGUUGUUUGAUGGCUAUGAUGAAGAGUAUGAGUGCUCCAUUUUAGAUGAAGAUAGAGUGAUUGAUGAGUUGGAAAAUCAAAUGAGUGAAGGUGGAGUUAUUGUGGAUUACCACGGUUGUGAUUUCUUCCCAGAACGCUGGUUUCAUAUCGUUUUUGUGCUAAGAACAGAUAACACAGUGCUGUACAAAAGACUUGAAACAAGGGGUUAUAGUGAGAAGAAACUGAAAGAGAACAUUCAGUGUGAAAUUUUUCAAGUUCUUUAUGAAGAAGCCUUAGCAUCGUACAAGGAAGAAAUAGUGCAUCAGCUGCUCAGCAAUAGUCCAGAUGAUCUAGAGAAUAAUAUCAACCAGAUAAUGGCAUGGAUUGAACAAUGGGUCAAAGAUCAUAGCUCUUGAAGUAUACGAUCGACACUUUAUGAUCUCUUGCUAUUUCUCUCCCCAUAUAAAUUACCCAAUUGUUAAUAAAUUAAAAAAACAAAACGUUGCAAGUGGGGUAGGAGAGAUAGUACAGCUGAUAGGUCCUUACAUGACAGCUGACUGGGGUUUGAUCCCCAGCAUACCAUAUGGCCCUCCGAGUUCACCAGGAGUGAUUUCUAAGUGCAGAGCCAGGAGAAACCCCUGAGCAUGGCCAAGUGUGUCUCCAAGUCCACCACCACUAUGCACACCCCCCCACCCUACUCCCCAAAAAACACUGUUACAAGACUAGAAGAUGGAUUAUACUAAAGUUUAU
Sorex fumeus (smoky shrew) is the source of this 923-nucleotide messenger RNA. RefSeq names its product adenylate kinase 6 (gene AK6). Bases 71 to 589 code for a protein of 172 amino acids. The transcript is spliced from 5 exons. Gene Ontology annotation, cellular component: nucleus; cytoplasm. NCBI's taxonomy places the organism in Eukaryota, Metazoa, Chordata, Mammalia, Eulipotyphla, Soricidae. Gene Ontology annotation, molecular function: AMP kinase activity; ATP hydrolysis activity; ATP binding. The record is from RefSeq and is a predicted model, not a curated record.